CUCGGCUCAACGCGACAAUUAUUAAGUAAUCAUCAGCACUUCCGCCGCAACAUCAAAUAGUUAGGAGUAGAGCAUCUAACUAGGACUUCAACUUCGUCCAGUUUACCUGCUUACACCAAAAAUGUCGGCAACCUACUCCGAUACCGAAGUCGACACUACCGUUAUAUUGAUCACUGCAGCUAUUGGAGCUGCUACCGGAGUAGUUACUAGUGUUGUUGCUGCUGUAGCUGCCCAGGAAGAACGCAAAGCGCGACGUCGUACUCGUCGAUCCCGAAGUGAUCGCGACAACCGAUCGCGACGUCGUACGAAGCGGCAAUAUCGACGAAGUGUUCGCGAGGAACGAUCCAAUUGAAGUAUAGGAUCUGAGCGGGCUCUUAACUUUCUUGUGAUUUUUUUUUUAUUUCGGACUUUUAAGAAAAUACUGGAUACUGCACCUAUAACAACAUACCUAUCUAUCAAAUAAUUAUGGCCCCGUCGGAGAUCAUUCAGGCGAAAAAGCGCCGGACGCGCAAAGACUAUGCGUAUCAUCUGGAGUAUCGGACGAGAUGGUCCGAUAACGAUAUGUACGCCCAUCUGAAUAAUAGCAUCUACGCCUUCCUCAUCGACUCCAUAGUCAACACGUACUUGAUUACACAUUGCGGUCUGAAUCCUUUCAAAAACAAGAACAUUCCCUCCUCUACUGGAUCUCCAUCAACAUCGAACCACAUCGGUCUCGUGGUAUCCUCUUACUGCGACUAUUUCGCUUCUGUCUCGUUUCCGGAUGUGCUCGAUCUGUGUCUGCGUGUAGUCAAGCUUGGUUCAACUAGCGUUACGUAUGAGGUGGGUGUGUUUAAGCAGGGAGAGGAGGGCGUUAAGGCCGUGGGUGGGUUCACGCAUGUGUUUGUGGACGAGGGAAUGAAGCCGGCGAAAGGCGGCAUGGAUGAGAGGAUUCGGAAGGGGUUGGAGAAGUUGGUGGUUGGAGAUGGCAGGGGGUCCAAGCUGUGAGGAUUUCGGGGGUGGUAGGGAGUCGGCAUGACGUGCGCUGCAUACUAAUAAGGUAGUGUGAUACUUGCAUAUUACAUAGUGCAGUUAAGAGAUUGGAUAAAAGAAAUGCAGA
Messenger RNA from Paecilomyces variotii, 1096 nucleotides. Its product is annotated as putative thioesterase. The record is from RefSeq and is a predicted model, not a curated record. Gene Ontology annotation, cellular component: mitochondrion. The coding region runs from base 466 to 984 and encodes 172 amino acids. NCBI's taxonomy places the organism in Eukaryota, Fungi, Ascomycota, Eurotiomycetes, Eurotiales, Thermoascaceae. The transcript is spliced from 2 exons. Gene Ontology annotation, molecular function: fatty acyl-CoA hydrolase activity.